UUUUUUUUUUCUGUAAUGAAAUUCAUUUUGGCGAGGCCGUCUUUUGGCAUUUUAUCCAUGCUUUGACUUUUUUCCUUUUUAUUUUUAACAAUCGAAAAUGAGAGAUCAGUUCCUCUUAACAGAAGAAUUGGUAAAAAUUCAAGACAUUACAACCUAUUAUAUACCCAAUGAAACAGAAAUUGCAGGAAAAAGCGAUCACGAUCUUGCAAGAUAUUUAAAUGAAAUUACGGAUGGCAUUCAAGUCUCUUCUGAAAAUAUUUCUGAUCCUCUUAUAUUUGACAAAAUUCGCAGCUUUUUAAAGUAUUUUCCCAAUGUUCAACCUCGUAUAUUAUCUCGAUUGUUUGAUAUCAUUCUCUCAGCCUUUCGCGUGGAAGUCAAAUCAACGGCAGAAGAUCUUGAUAACAAUGAUAAGCAAACCUUCAGCACCCAUCGUUUCAAUUUGGAACUUUAUGGAUUUUUAGUACAUUGGUUUAUUAUGCUGACCGAGGAACAUACAUCAGUUGCGACUCUUUCCGCAUCUUCCUCUUCUAGAAAAUCAAAAUCAGCCAGUAGCAAUAAUAACAAUUUAAAAACAUAUGAUUGGAAUCCACAAAAAUCAAAAGCCUUUGAUUUGGCCAGUUGGUUGUUAGGAUUGAAAAUCACAAAGCUUUGGACUAUGACACCUGAACGUUUGGCUUUUGUUACUUUAUUCACCAAACCUGCGUAUCAAGUGUUUGAAAACCCUGCCAACGUGAAGUCAGCUUCGAUGAAAGAAAGAGUGUUCCGCAUUCUAGGCCUUUGUAUUAAGCAUUAUGAUCAUAUGCCUGUCGCACAAACCACCAUUAUGCAGAACUUACAAUAUUGGGAGCACUCAGCUGAAUCUAUGGCUGAAUUACUCGUUUAUAUGAUUGAUAAACUCAACUAUACUCAACUGGCCGACGAAAUAUUGCGCGAAAUCGGUAAUCGUGAAUUUAAGGAUGUAACAAACAAAGAGUUGAAGGAUUCGCCGAAUCCAAAAACUUUUGGCGCAUUUUUACAAAAACUAGCAGAGUUAGCACCAAAGACUAUUUUGAAGAAUUUGACCGUUCUCAUCAGUCUGUUGGACAGCGAGUCGUAUCAAAUGCGAGUCACCUUAAUUGAGAUUUUGAUAUUGUUGAUUAUCGAGUUAUCGAAAGGAAUCGAAGACAACCCGAAUAAUAUCGAGCAGAUCAAUGGAUUCUUUGAUUUAUUGGAGGAGCGUAUGCUUGAUACCUCUUCUUACUGUCGACAAAAAGUUUUGCAAGCAUAUCUACGGUUGUUCAGCUUGAAAACCAAAUUCCCAAAAAGGCGUUAUGCUGCUGCUGUUCUUUGCGUUCGACAUUUACAGGAUAAAAGUAGCCUUGUGCGUAAGUAUGCUAUCCGUGCAUUGACAGCUCUCGUAUCAACCCAUCCUUUUAGCAUGUACGGCGGUGAGUUGGAUUCGAAAGAGUGGAAGACUCGCCUUGAAAAGUUGAAGAAGGAGAUCGAGUAUGUUACAACUGAGGAGGAUGUUCGUGCAGUUAUAGUAGCUGAGGCAGCUAAUGCGACUGCUUCCUCACAAAGUUCACAAAAUAAAUCCGAAGAGGUAGACGACGAUACGGCAAAAGUUGAUAAUGCUGAUGAGGAUUUGGACAUGGCUGAUGCGAGUGGUCACCUUGCCAAAGCUGAUAAAGAAAGUAAUCUUGCAGUGGAGAAUGAAGAACAACAGAAUGACACUGGAGAAAAUAACGAAUCAAAUGAGUCAGUCAACGCGCAUGAGGAAGAUAUGCCAAAUAAUAACUCUUUUCAAGGCAAAACCAUCGUUUCUGCUGAGAAACUUCAACAACUCAUACUUAUGCGUCAGUUUCAUGUGGACGCUGUUCAGUUUAUAGAGUUACUGCAGAAGGCUAUACCCAUUACAACCCAGCUUUUAUCCUCCAAAUCCAAGGCUGAAGUUUUGGAAUCCAUGGAUUUCUUAGUCACUUGUUAUAAUUAUAAAGUGGAUCUUGCAGCUGAUGGCAUCAAAAAGAUGCUUCAUUUGAUUUGGACUAAGGAUACCAGUGACGAAGGCAAGGGUAUUAAAAUGAGACUAUUAUCUUCUUAUGAAAAUUUGUAUAUUGCCAUGGAUUCAAACCUGGAUCGCAAGCAAAAUAUCAACCGAAUUGCGAAAAAUCUUAUACAACUUACUUACAACACAACACUCGCUGAGCUCACAUCGUUGGAACAGUUGCUAAGUGUCAUGAUGGCAGAAGGGAAAAUUUCUAACGAAGUCAUUCAAAAGCUAUGGUCCGUCUAUGGAUUUACUCAAGGUCGAAUUCAAAAAUCGCAACGUCGGGGAGCUAUUAUUAUUCUAGGCAUGCUAGCAAAGGCGAAGACCUCGAUUGUUGCCGAUAAAAUCGAUGUCAUGUUAAAAAUUGGGUUAGGCUUCCUUGGCAAAGCUGAUCUCGAACUUGCAAAAUAUACCUGUAUUGCUUUACAGCGAUUAGAGGGUGCUAAAGAGAGAAGCCGUAGUGUGCAAGAAGGUGUACGUUUCCUUUUACAUCACGCAAUGUUUACAAGAUUGAAAGACAUUAUAGAGCAACCAACAGAAAGUCAUUUGUGGUUUAGCAUGGCAGAACAAGCGAUUAAUACAAUUUACUUACUAUGCAAGGACCCGGAGGCCAUCUGUGAAGAGUUGAUUAGGAAUAAAACGAACAAAGUCUUUGGCUCGCUUCCGAAGAAUAAUUGUUUCUCAAUGAGCCCUUCCCCUGCAGGAACAGAUACCUCGAACUUUCAGCAACAUAUGGACUCCACUUUGCUGGACUAUGAUUUGAGUAUGACACAACAAGUACUACCCUUCCCCCAACAUCCUCUAUACCAGAGCCCAAUGGAGCUGUCACAACUCUUUUUCUUAGUGGGCCAUGUAGCUUUGAAAGAAAUUGUUCACUUGGAAAUUGUUGAGGCUGCGUGGAAACGCAAAAAGUCAGAAAAGGUAACAGAUUUGAAAAAGAAUAAGAAAAAGAAAAACAAGAAGAGCAAGAAGAAGAAGGAUACAGAUAACGACAUUACAACGGAUGAUGAAGUCGAACCUAUUGACCGAGAGGAAGAGGUGAAAGAGGAGGAGGAGGAGGACGACGAGGAAGAUAACAAUGAUGCUGCUAUGGAGGAUGAACUUGACCAAGUAGGCGGCGGUACAGCUGAAGACGACAUUGGUGACGCUAUGACUAGAAUACGUGAACGAGAAAUCCUGUUUGGUCCCAACUCUUUGCUGGGUGUCUUUGGUCCUUUAAUCACAGAAGUCUGUGUGCGUAACAAAAUCUAUACCGACCGCACAUUGCAGAUUAAUGCUACUUUAGCAUUAACCAAAUUGAUGUGUGUUAGCUCUGAUUUUUGUGAACAAAAGCUUCAGCUCUUGUUUACCAUUUUGGAAAAAUCAAGAGACCCCAGCAUCCGUAGUAACAUUGUCAUUGGCCUUGGUGACAUGGCCGUAUGUUUCAAUACUCUGAUUGAUGAUAAUAUUACUUUCUUAUAUAAUCGUUUAUCUGACGCUGAUACUGUCGUUCGCAAAAAUGCUGUCAUGGUACUGACACACUUGAUUUUGAACGGUAUGGUCAAAGUGAAGGGGCAAAUCAGCGAAAUGGCAAAGUGUCUUGAAGACGAAGACCCACGUAUUUCUGAUCUGGCUAAACUCUUUUUCACCGAAUUGGCUUCGAAAGAUAAUGCUAUCUAUAACAAUCUGCCCGAUAUCAUCAGUAGUCUCACCACUCCCAGUCAUGUUAAUACGUCCACAACACAUGCUAUAACUGAUGCUACUACCACUAGCGCCACCGCUACCACUCUUGCGAACAAUGAUAACGUGAAAAACAGCCGCUUAGAUGAGGAAUCAUUCCGCAAGAUAAUGAAGUUUAUCUUUAGCUUCGAUUUCACUGAAAAGGAAAAGCAAGCUGAAAAUAUUGUGGAUAAACUGUGCCAGCGAUUUUUAACAGCAGAGGAUGAAAGAAGCUGGCGAGAUAUUGCUUAUUGUUUAUCUCUAUUACCGUUCAAGACGGAAAAGCCUUUUAAAAAGUUACUGGAGGGCUGGCCCACUUACCAAGACAAGCUACAUGAAGAUGCUGUUCAUAAAUCAUUUUUGGAGAUUAUUCAAAAGGGUCGCUUGAAUAAGAAUCAACGACCAGAAUUGAAAACACUCAUAGAUGAGCUAGAUCGAAGGGUUGAGAAACAACGUGGCGCUGCAGUAAGUGAGAACGAAGAAGAUGGUGUAGGCGGUGAGAAGACGACUGUAACAUUAACAAAGAAAGGUAAAUUUAACAUCUUUUAUCACAAAAGGGGAGAGGUAGGGAAGAGUGAGGAGAAAUAAGGCUUCCAAACUGAUAUCGCAUUGGUUUAGGCGGAAAAUCUGCUAAAGCGAAAGGAAAGAAACCAAAG
Mycotypha africana is the source of this 4380-nucleotide messenger RNA. RefSeq names its product non-SMC mitotic condensation complex subunit 1-domain-containing protein. The record is from RefSeq and is a predicted model, not a curated record. Gene Ontology annotation, molecular function: histone binding. Gene Ontology annotation, cellular component: nucleus; condensed chromosome, centromeric region. The transcript is spliced from 9 exons. Bases 98 to 4312 code for a protein of 1404 amino acids. Gene Ontology annotation, biological process: mitotic chromosome condensation; mitotic cell cycle; meiotic chromosome condensation. NCBI's taxonomy places the organism in Eukaryota, Fungi, Mucoromycota, Mucoromycetes, Mucorales, Mycotyphaceae.